Molecule: messenger RNA, 1029 nt
Organism: Caenorhabditis bovis
Lineage: Eukaryota; Metazoa; Nematoda; Chromadorea; Rhabditida; Rhabditidae
Source: the annotation of a GenBank genome assembly
AUGGAGUCGUCAUAUCAUCGAUCCAUCAAAAAGUCGACAAGAGAUGAUCCUCCACGAUUUGCCAUCAAAUCCAGAAAUACCAUUCCUGAGAAAGAUAAUCGGCACCGUGACUCAGAAUUGCCCUCGACUGUUAUAAACGAUAACAAAUCUGAUUCAAAACAUAUGAAGGAAGGGAUGAGAUUGAUAUCGGACUUCAAUGAAUUUGCAGACAAUUUAUCCGAAUACUUCUCUCCGACAAAUUGUAAUUACAACGUUAUAGCUGCUAUCGGACCGCAAGGUUCCGGAAAGUCGACGAUACUGAGUAUGCUUGCUGGAAAUACAUCGAGACAAAUGUAUCGCGAGUACGUGUUCCGUCCGGUUUCUCGAGAAGCUAAUGAACAAUCACGACAUCAAACAACGAAAUUAGAAAUUUUUGUCGCAAACGGACACAUUUUCAUCGACUGUCAACCAAUGCACAGCUAUUCGAUUGCAGAACAAUCGAAUUUCCGACAAAAGGGAACCAAUGCUUCUUACACGGAUGAGAGUUGGAUGCUUCGGAUGUUAGCUCUUCUGAUAUCAGUUAGUCAUACGAUUCUGGUUUGCACCGAAGUUAUAAUCGACCGAAAUAUCAUUUCAACUAUUCGAAUGGCUGAAUUGAUUCGCCCGACAUUGAGUACAUUUGAUCUGAAGUUGUCGAUCGAACGAAAAACAAAUUUGGUUUUUGUUCAUACAAAAGCAAAGAGACGCGAUUUUGAGCCAAGCUGCUCUUGUAUUCCAGAUAGCAAUGAUAUUGAUAUGCAGACAGAGGAUCAAGCCUUAGAUGAGUUUGAUCAGUCAAUUCUAUCAAUUCGACAAGAACUUAUAAAACAUCGCAGCAAUUUCACGACCACGCCUGGAGUAUUAACCGAACGAAAGUGGCUCGACCUUUGCAAGAGUGUGUGGAAUGAUGAGAAUAUCAUAUUUGCGAUUGGAGUUUUCGAUGAUAUGACUCGCGAUUCCUACUAUUUCAACGAAACGACUCAUCUAUUCCCAACAAAACCAAGGAUGUAA